Caenorhabditis remanei is the source of this 1536-nucleotide messenger RNA. RefSeq lists its product as uncharacterized. The transcript has 7 exons. The record is from RefSeq and is a predicted model, not a curated record. Gene Ontology annotation, molecular function: transcription corepressor activity. Gene Ontology annotation, biological process: chromatin remodeling; negative regulation of transcription by RNA polymerase II; DNA repair. Gene Ontology annotation, cellular component: NuA4 histone acetyltransferase complex; Swr1 complex; nucleus. Lineage: Eukaryota; Metazoa; Nematoda; Chromadorea; Rhabditida; Rhabditidae. The coding region runs from base 1 to 1536 and encodes 511 amino acids.
AUGAAUGAACGUCGAGCCGGUUACCCGUCUGCAGCCGCACCAAGGCGCUUAGUCGGCUCUGGUGACCUCAAUAUCGACUCCUGGCUCGAUGGAGAUCGAUGUGAUUUGGCGGAGAACCUCAGCUGGGGCGUGAAGAUGAUUGGAGAUGUACAGCAAAUUCUACAAGGCUCCGAAGUGCCAAAAGAUGUUGUCAAAAAGACACCGAAGCCUAGUGCCGUCCGAAAACCAGAAGGAAUGAAAAGAGAGUUGUUCAAUUUGAUAAAAGGAAAAGAUCUGACAGCAGUCAUGCCUACAGAUACUGGAUUCCGAUCUGUUCGUAAAUACAAAUGGAUGUCAUUCACAAAUGAGGCAAGAACCGAUGGUCUCAUGCUCCAUCAUUGGGUUCGGACAGACAAAGUUGAAGCGAUGAACCCAUAUCCAUUUUCUAAAUUCAACAAAGUGAUAGACAUUCCAACAUACACGGAUGAGGAGUACGAAAACCACUUGAAAAUAGCAAAAUGGUCUCGUGGGGAGACUGAUUAUUUAUUUGAUACUUGUCGUAGAUUUGAUAUUCGCUGGCCAAUUGUUUUCGAUCGUUACGAUUGUAAAAUGUUCGGAGUGAAUAGAUCUGUUGAAGAUCUCAAGGAAAGAUUUUAUUCUAUCAACUACGAGCUUAAUCUUCUCAGAGAUCCGAGUUCUUCUCCAACUGCAUAUGACGCAGAACACGAGCGCCGUCGAAAAGAACAAUUGAAUAAGCAAUGGAAUCGAACAGCAGAACAAUUACAAGAAGAAGAAGAUUUGACAGCGGAAUUGCGACGCAUUGAAUUGAGAAAAAAGGAAAGAGAAAAGAAAGCGCACGAUCUCCAGAAGCUUAUAAACAUGACAGAACAACCAGCAAGUCCAUCAACUGCUGGAUUCCCUGGUGCAGCUACAGCGAAACGAAAGAAUCAAUUCAGAGUAAAAGGUGGUUCUAUUUCGAUGGCUGUUGGACCGUUAUUCAAUCCAUUGGAUAUAUCUGUCACUGCUUUACGUUUCUCCGAAUUCAAAUCAUCUGGUGCUCAUUUCCGUGGGCAAGAAAUGAAGUUGCCUACUAACAUCGGACAGAAAAAACUGAAAAAUAUUGAGGUUAUCCUGGAAAAAUGCAAAAUGGAAAUGAAUCCAGUCGCGUCGGAAUCGAUUAUGAAGACUUACAACGAUUUCCGAUCACAAGUGAUGCUUGUUCAAGAAUUAAAAUCAGCAAUGCAAACAGCUGAAUACGAAUUAGAAUCUGUACGAAUGAAAAUGCAGGAACACGGAAAAGAUUUUGAGAUUGACCCACGUUUCCGAAUCUCACAACUUCCUGAAGGUGGCCUUGAUGAAGAUUUGGUUGGUGGACCAGGGCAGGCAGCAACUAGUCGAAGAAUCACUUCUUACAUUGAUACUAGCGGAACGAAGGAUGCUGCUACGAUUCAGUCAGCUGCUGCUCGCAAGCGGAAGGCCACUGCAACAACUCCAACCCUCACAUCCACGCCGUCCUCCUCCUCUCUAGCGGAUCCGAAGCGACCCAGAAAAGUCUAG